Molecule: messenger RNA, 522 nt
Organism: Penicillium argentinense
Lineage: Eukaryota; Fungi; Ascomycota; Eurotiomycetes; Eurotiales; Aspergillaceae
Product: putative COPII vesicles protein Yip3
Exons: 1
Coding region: 1-522 (173 amino acids)
Cellular component (GO): Golgi apparatus
Source: RefSeq, a predicted model, not a curated record
AUGGCUAUCUCCAUCCCCAUUGACGCGAUCACUUCACGCUUCGGCGAUCGCUUCAACAACAUCCGCAGCCAGUCGCUGAGCACCCGCUUCGCCAACCUGCGCCCCGUCUCCGAGUUCCUCGACCUCAAGCGCCUGUCCAAGCCCGCCAACUUCGGUGAAGUCCAGAGUCGCGUUAACUACAACCUGUCCUAUUUCUCCAGCAACUAUGCCGUCGUCUUUGUGAUGCUCAGCAUCUACAGCUUGUUGACCAACCCGCUCCUGCUGUUUGUCAUCAUCUUCGUGACUUGCAGUCUCUACGGAAUCGGGAAACUCGAGGGCCGCGAUCUGGACGUCGGCUUCCGUCGUUUCAACACCUCGCAACUCUACACUGGAUUGCUGUGCAUUGGUGUGCCCCUGGGUAUCUGGGCUUCUCCGAUUGCCACGGUUCUCUGGUUGAUUGGCGCGACGGGCGUGACUGUUUUUGGCCACGCCGCGUUGAUGGAUAAACCAAUCGAGAAUGCUUUUUCCGAGGAGGCGGUCUAG